UAUUAACAUAAAUAAAAUGUCUAACAAAAAAACAAAAAAGGCUUUUGGCAGAAAAAAUUCUUUAACUUUUCAAUUGGUACACAGAUCGCAAAAAGAUCCGUUAGUAGCAGAUGUAACUGCACCACAAAGAGUAUUAGUACCAUUAAAAAAUUCAAAGGAAAAUCCUGAAAAUAAAAGAAAGUAUAGAGUUUAUUUUGAUAAUGAUUAUAAUUAUCUCACACAUUUAAAGGAUGUUAAUGUUUUUACAAAUCAAUGUGAAGAAGUUGAACAUUUAAAUAAUGAAAUUAGAAAUCCAUCAAUAACCAAUAAAUUUAAUAUUAAUUUACCUUCUUCUGUAUUUGAAUCUAAUGUUCAAGAAAAAAUAGGGCUUUUGAAUAAAGGAAUUCCAGUCGCAGGUCCACAAUUAGAUUUAGAUCCAGAUAUAGUUGCUGCUUUAGAUGAUGGAUUAGAGUUUGAUCCAGAUGAUGAAUUAGAAGAUAAUUUUGUUCAAUUAGCAAAUUUAGAAAAUCAUAUCAAUAAAUGUCAUGAAAAUGAUUUUGAAUCAAAUACAUAUAAUAAAGUAAAAGCAGAAAUAGAUCAUUUUAGUUUUGACCAAUAUAAAUUUCUAGAUGAAGAAACAAAAUCGUAUUUUACAGAAUAUUCUAUAAGUAGUAAUGUCAUUAGAAGAAAUAAAGAGCUUAAUUUUCUUGAUAAUAAAUUUGAACAGAUGUAUGUGAAUUAUGAUGAAAAUGAAAUUGGUGAUUUAGAUGGUGAUGAAAUUGAAGGAUAUUUAGAGUUAAAUUCUAUGGUUGUCCUACAAUGUGCUGAAAAGUAUGAAAAGUGUCAAAAAAAGAAUAUUGAAAAUAUUACAAAAUUAAUGCAAAAUCAAAUGAAAAUCUUUAAUAAUGAAUAUUUAAGUACAAAUGAAAAUGAAAUUUACUUUGAAAAAUUCAUUGCUAAUGUACAGGAAAAAAGUAAAUGGGAUUGUGAAAGUAUUAUAAGUUCAUAUAGUAAUACUUAUAAUAAUCCAAAAUUGAUUUCAGAACAAAAGAACUCGUACAAAAUGAAUCUGAACUGCAAAACCGGUAUUCCAAAAAAUGUUUUAAAUAAAGGAUAUAGAAAUGAAUUGGUGACUAGUCGUUUUGUUAAACAUCAAAUUGAACAAAAUAAUUCAAUAAAGAAUGAAUCAGAUUUUAAUAGAAAUGCAAUAACGUCUUCUGUAGAUGUUUUUAAUUUAAGACCAAAAAAUGAAACUUCAGAGCAAAGAAAAAAUAGAAAAAAUUCUAUUAAAAUUUAUAGAAAGCAAAGGAGAAAUGAACGUAAAGCAAAUCACCAAAUAUUUAAAAAAGAAAAAAAGCGACAAGAAAUGAUUAUAGUUAAUACAAAGAAUGAGGUUCAGGGAACUCGCAUUUUAUGAAUUACAUAAAUAUUAAAUGGUGUUUAAAACAAAUUUAUAGCAAAUUUUUAAUUAUA
Molecule: messenger RNA, 1452 nt
Organism: Ceratosolen solmsi marchali
Lineage: Eukaryota; Metazoa; Arthropoda; Insecta; Hymenoptera; Agaonidae
Gene: LTV1
Product: LTV1 ribosome biogenesis factor
Exons: 7
Coding region: 17-1396 (459 amino acids)
Biological process (GO): ribosomal small subunit export from nucleus; ribosomal small subunit biogenesis
Cellular component (GO): nucleus; cytosol; preribosome, small subunit precursor
Source: RefSeq, a predicted model, not a curated record